AACGUGUCAUAAUCUUAAUAAUUGUUAUUUUUAUAAAGUGACUUGUUUGACAAUUUUGAAAUUAGAAGCAUAAUGAAUCUUCGGUUCAUGUUAUUAGUUAUGAUUACAAUGUUGAAAAAUUCAGUGGCUUCUCCAUUUCAUCAAAGAAAACUAACGUACAAUAGAGUGAUUUACAUGUUUACAAUUUAUUUAAAAUUGAAGAGACUGGAAAGUGCCAAAAAACAGAAGCGCAAGUGCUGGGUGCGACCGAUAUUUCAGCUGGAAAGAAGACGAUUGCAAGGAGCAAGCGACAACUUGGUACUAGAAAUGCAAUUGAAUGAUUCAGACAAGUAUUUCAAUUACUUUAGAAUGUCACCUGAAACAUUUCAAAGACUAUUAGUAUUGGUUGGGCCAGGUAUUACAACACAAGAGUGUAUCAGGGAACCAAUACCUCCUCGUACUCGAUUGGAAGUCACUUUACGCUAUUUAGCAUCUGGUGACAGUAUGACAUCAAUUUCAUAUGCAUUUAGAAUCGGUCAUAAUACAGUUUCCAAAAUAAUAGCAGAGGUAUGCGAAGAAAUAUGGACUACCUUGAAAGAAAAAGUUUUUUUGCAACUUAAUGAAACUAAUUGGCAUACAAUCAGUGACGAUUUCAACAAAGACUGGAACUUUCCACAUUGCAUUGGAGCAAUAGACGGCAAACACAUUGUGAUGCAGGCGCCAGCUAAUAGUGGCUCUUGCUUCUACAACUACAAAGGAAACCAUAGCAUCAAUUUGCUAGCCAUUAGCGAUGCUAAGUAUCGCUUCAUAAUUGUUGACAUCGGAGCUCCGGGAAGGCAAGGUGAUUCAGGAGUUCUCACUAACAGCGGGCUGAUGAAUCUGUUGGAAGACAAGAAAUUAAAAAUACCGCCAGCUGCACAACUUGAUGGCAGUAACGAAGAAUUUCCCUUCGUUUUUGUUGCAGACGAAGCGUUUCCACUCACGACCUACAUGAUGAGGCCGUACCCUCGAAGUGGAAAUUUAAAUAUAACAAAUAAAAUUUUUAAUUAUAGACUUAGUCGCGCGAGAAGAGUCGUUGAGAGUUCGUUUGGAAUAUUAGCUGCACGUUGGAGAAUUUUUCGUCGGCCGAUUAUAGCAUGUACGUCAACUGUCCAAAAAAUUGUCCAAGCUUCAACAGCUUUACAUAAUUUUAUUAUUACUUCAGAAGAACAUCUGCCAUUGCGAGAAAGACGCUACCAAACUCUCAGUACUGCAGAUCGUGAAAUAAUUUCUAUGGGAUUAGUAGAUAUUAAUAAAAGAAACAGAUAUCAAAAUCUUGAAGCAAUUAGAGUGCGAAAUGAAUACGCGUCGUAUUUUGAAGAUGUGAAUCCAUUAUCGUGGCAGUGGGAUAAAGUACUCGCAAAUGAUUUUUAGUCUCUAUUUAAAUAAUCUUUUUAAAAAAGAUGUACAUAUUUUUUUCAUUAAAAUCAAUAAAAUAAUAGCAUAACAUUCUAGUAGAUUUAGCUUUAAUUCCAACAAUUAUAUUUUUUAUU
Messenger RNA from Linepithema humile (Argentine ant), 1511 nucleotides. The record is from RefSeq and is a predicted model, not a curated record. NCBI's taxonomy places the organism in Eukaryota, Metazoa, Arthropoda, Insecta, Hymenoptera, Formicidae.